Messenger RNA from Dacryopinax primogenitus, 288 nucleotides. RefSeq lists its product as uncharacterized. The coding region runs from base 1 to 288 and encodes 95 amino acids. The record is from RefSeq and is a predicted model, not a curated record. The transcript has a single exon. Lineage: Eukaryota; Fungi; Basidiomycota; Dacrymycetes; Dacrymycetales; Dacrymycetaceae. Gene Ontology annotation, molecular function: RNA polymerase II cis-regulatory region sequence-specific DNA binding; DNA-binding transcription factor activity, RNA polymerase II-specific. Gene Ontology annotation, cellular component: transcription regulator complex; PcG protein complex. Gene Ontology annotation, biological process: regulation of transcription by RNA polymerase II.
AUGGAGCUGUCCUCUAUCCUGAAUCCGGAGACAGAAGCUGAGCGACACGGCUACUCUGCAGAAAGAGCGGAUGAUCCAGAGGGUCCACCCCCGCCUAGGGGUUCCGGGGGUCAUGGAACGCCCUCAGUUGGACGAAAAUACCCCUGCAAGGUUUGUCAACGAGUUUUCUCGACGUCAGGCCAUUUGAGCCGUCAUAUGAAAGUGCAUACCGGGGAACGUAAGUAUGUUUGCCCCUUUCCCGGAUGUAAUGUAAAGUGCAAUCGGUCCGACAACCUACUACAGCAGUAA